Molecule: messenger RNA, 639 nt
Organism: Asparagus officinalis (garden asparagus)
Lineage: Eukaryota; Viridiplantae; Streptophyta; Magnoliopsida; Asparagales; Asparagaceae
Exons: 3
Coding region: 172-393 (73 amino acids)
Source: RefSeq, a predicted model, not a curated record
UAAAAAUCCCAAUCUUUUUCAUUCGUCUUUCUCUCUCUCUCUCUCUCUUUGUCCUCCCACCAAAUCUGACCGUCGACGGAGCUCAGGGCCUACUCCUUGCUGAUCAAUCUUCGAUCUCUUCCUCUCUCUAAAAAAAAAAAAAAAAAAAAAAAUCCAAAAGAAAUCUGAGAAAUGAAUUGGAUCAAUCGCAAGAUCCAUCUCUACAAUGUGACGAUGGGCCUCUAUAUGCUCGAUUGGUGGGAGCGGUUCCUCUUCAAUACGCUGAUGCUCGUGUUGCUCUGGUUCAUCUUCUACAAUGGAUCUCGAUCCGCGUCAGAGUUCUACACCAACCAUGUGAAGCCGAAGCUCUUGGAUGGUGGAAAUUUUGGCAUUGGAAGGAACACGUUGUCCUAAUUGAUGAUGGAGGGUAAUAACAGAACUACAUGUUGUUCACAAUUUGGAACAUGUCAUAGUGCUUCAAUUUCUAUUUAAGACUUAAGUAUUUAUAUAGUGUGUCUCCACUGUGAACUAUUACACUGUUGUACCAUAUAAUUCUCUUGGAAUAUUUUGCUAACAAUUUUCUCCAUGUUUAUCUUUGUAUAACUGAAAUUAUUGAUUCUGAUGACCGUGGUUUCCAGUAUAUCAAUUUGUUAAUUGCAA